ACAGGAGGCGGACACGCGCGCGCUCUCCGGCUCACUGCCUCAUCCGCUGUGACGGAAUACACGGCGCUUCUGACCGAGCGCGCGCUGGCCAGCCGGAGCUCCAACAGCGGCCUGAGAUUACCGCCUCCUGUCUGACAUUUAUAGCAGGUGCACAAGGACGGCUUUUCAUCCGACACAGACCUCCGCGUUAAUGAAACUUCGCUCCGAUUCCAGAGCUGGAGUUGGCGUACACCAUGUUAAGAUAAAGCCUAAGCUGGCUGUGUUGAACAUGCUAAAGAGGCUGGACAAAAUAAGGUUCCGAGGGUCGAAGCGUGAUGAGUUCCUGGAUCUGGCUGAGUCACCGACAGCCUCGGAUAACGAAGGCAUCGAGGACAUUCUGAUGAAGCCUCGGCUUUCCUUACGAGACCCAGAAGAGCUGAAAGAACCAGCUGGAUCAGGAGCUCUCAACAUGGCCGCCGUGCAGGACCUGAGGAGCGACUCUGAACGUCUCAACGAGGUUAAAGGUCAUCUAGAGAUUGCUUUACUGGAGAAGCACUUCCUGCAGGAGGAGCUGAGGAAGCUGCGAGAGGAGACCAAUGUGGAGACGCUCAAGCAGGAGCUGGAGAGGGAGCGCUGCAGGAGAGUGGAUUUGGAGCAAAAGAUGAACGAUGUGCUAAAAGCCAGGUUAGAAGACUCUCCUCCCCAGAUGUCCCGUAAACAACAGUCACCCUCCGCAAAUGGCACAGGUAAACAACCACGUGCAGGUUACGAGAAGCAACAAAAAGAGACACUGUGGUCUCGCCUGCAGAAGUGGCUCUACGACCGGUUUGGGGUUUACAUCGAAGACUUCCGUUUCCAGCCGGAGGAGAACACAGUGGAGCCGGAGGAGCCGCUCAGUGCUAAGAGGUUAACAGAAAAUAUGAGGCGACUUAAGCGAGGUGCCAGACCUGUAACUAACUUCUUGAGGAACCUGUCAGCCUUAUCCAACUGGCACUCAGUGUACACGUCAGCCAUUGCCUUUAUUGUCUACAUGAAUGCUGCAUGGUAUGGCUGGGCCAUUCCUAUGUUCCUGUUUUUAGCCAUUCUGAGGUUAUCCUUGAAUUACCUCAUUGCAAGAGGAUGGAGGAUUCAGUGGAGUAUUGUGCCUGAAGUUUUUGAACCUGUGGAACCUCCAAAAGAAGACUUGACUGUCUCUGAAAAGUUUCAGUUAGUCCUUGAUGUUGCACAAAAAGCACAGAAUCUUUUUGGAAAGAUGGCAGACGUUUUGGAGAAAAUCAAAAAUCUGUUCAUGUGGGUGCAGCCUGAGAUCACUCAGAAGCUGUACAUUGGUUUGUGGGUGGCCUUUAUCUCCUCCUGCGUCCUGCCCUACAAACUCAUGGGCUUUAUUCUGGGGCUGUAUGCAGGCAUCAAAUUCUUCAUCAUCGACUUCCUGUUUAAGAGCUGUCCCAAGCUGAGGGACAAGUAUGACACACCGCACAUCGUGUGGAAUAACCUGCCCACGGACCCCCAGCUUAAAGAGCGCAGCAACGCCACCAUGUCCAGACGGCUGUCUGGGUGUGAGAAGAUCCCACCGGUGGUGUCGCGGAGUAGCUUAGCAACCAUUCCCUCAGGAAUGAGCAGAGAGGACGACAGUAGCCGCUCACACACCACCAAGAGAGGAGCCUUCUAUGAGAUCUUCAACUUGCCAGAGAUAGAAAGGCCUCUCCCUGUGUGUGAGAACGGAUGGAGGUGUUGUUUGAUCAAUCGGGACCGGAAAAUGCCCACUGACUACAUUCGCAACGGUCUGCUCUACGUUACUGAAAACUACUUGUGUUUUGAGAGCUCCAGUUCCAGAUCAGGCUCCUCCAAAAAGAACAAAGUCAUCAAGCUUGUGGACGUCACAGAUAUCCAAAAGUAUAAGGUCUUGUCUGUUUUACCUGGGUCAGGAAUGGGAAUCUCUAUUGCCACACCCUCAACACAGAAGCCGUUGGUGUUCGGUGCCAUGAUCCACAGAGACGAGGCGUUCGAGGCGAUCUUCACUCAGUACAUGAAGAUUGUGACCACAGGCUGCCACGAGACCUAGCGCAUCAUGAACCCUCCAGAGAAACGUCCACUUCUCUCUCUCUGUCUCUCUCUCUCUCUCUCUCUCUCUCCUGUCUCGUUGCUGUCUGAUUGAGCAGGCUGGAACUGAUCAGUUAGGUUGGCUGUGGCUAGAUGAUCUCAAUGUGAUGGUUGAGAGCAAACAGCAACACAUUCCUGUGGAGAGAUUUUCACACUGACGGCUCAGGGGGGGCCGGACCUCCUCGCCUGCCUAAAUGACACACUCGCUGAGGAGCAGAGUGUAGACCUGCAUAUAGACCUCUGUGGUACCUGUGAUUCUCAACACUUGAUUGUGUGUUUAUUUGUCAAGGCUUUGCUUUGUACUGCCUGUCAGGAGAGCAUGCACGAUGGCCACUAACAUGCUCACAGAUGACUGAUGAAGCCCGUUUGUGUUCCUUUACAUCGUUACGCUGCAAGCACAAACACACUCGCGCAAGCACAUUUAACCCAUCACUGAUUAACAGUGUGCUACAGGUGGCUUUGAAGCAAAAUCGGAUUACUCCUGCUGCACAGCACUGUCGGGAAACGGUGUACUUUCAAAUGUGACGUGUAUUAACUGCCUUUCUUCAUAGUUAUUUAUUUUGAUAAUAGCUAAUAAAAUGAACGAUAUUUCAGUUACUGACUAAUCAAAUGAUCGAAUUGGAUCGGAUCUGCUCGAAAGAAAGUCAUCGCAAUUAUUUUAUCGAAACAGCACCGAACAGCUGUCUUUAAUCGUAGCACAUUCAAACAUCAUCUAAGCUGUUUAGAGGAGUUGCAUCAUGUAUCGAAGAAUAACUCUACAAUGUGUAGACACAAGUAUUAAAAUCACCCUAUGCAAAGUACCAAUAGUAGUCAUUAAAAGUAAUAAUGUUUUGUAGUUUACAAAAUAAUGUAGUUUUGUAACUACAGAUGGAAAAUCUGGAUCGAGAUCUUAUUAAAGCUAAGCUGUAGUUUCUCUAAAGAUGCUGAAAACUCGACUAAUAACGAUGUUGUCAAUGGAGUUAUAGAGUUAUAUUAACUGAAUAGUUAUUAUAAUAAUAAGAGAAAUACCUACCGCACAUGAAUCUCUAAUAUCUUAGUAAAUAAGUAAAUUCCCAUCUCUGUCGUUCUCCAGUAGUGAGGCGUUUCUGCACACAAGUCAAGUUUGUUUGUUUGUAUAGCGCUUUUAACAAUAGACAUUGUCCCAAAGCAGCUUUACAGAAUCUGAAUGACCCAAGACAUGAGCCAAUUUUAUCCCUAAUCUAUCCCCAAUGAGCAAGCCCGUGGCGACGGUGGCAAGGAAAAACUUCCCCAGACGACACAGACACCAUCACCUCCUUGUCUCCUUCCGACUAUUCAGUACCCAUCCCUGUCUUUAGGGGGCGCGCUAACAAAGCCGAAGCCGCUCAGAACUCCAGCCUGAGAUCUCGGAGUUCUCCACUGUUUCACACUUCCACUCUUUAGUUCAGGGCGAGGUCUGGAUUCACAAAACCAUCGUGAAAUACAAUAUGUUGAGCUCCCUGGCUGCAUUUUCAGCCACGGAACAGUGAGUAUGAGGAAUUCAUCUGAGCAGCCUGUUUUUUUCAGAUGAUUGACAGAUCAGUUUACAGUGAGGAACAGCAAUGGCAGACACUGAACGAGAAACGAACAACAGCUCAACGAACCACUGGCAUAUGUUAUGUGAUGCCUUCUGUCGUUUUGAGUCUGAAUUUUCAACAGGCUUUUUAAACAGAGACUACAGUCUACAUCAAAAGCUUUCUUGAAGGCUGUUGUGGGCACUCAGAGAAAGUCUCAGCACUCGUACUGCAUCAAUAUUGUUAUGAAAUCCAAACAAAUAUUGAUUGACCUUCAGAUAUGCGAUGAGGCAUUUUCUACCUUUUCGAAUGCUGUACGUAUUUAUCUCCAGAUGAUCGUGAGUAUUUGUCUCUUUCUCGUCCUCCUCCUCUCCUUUGAUUACAGGUUGCAGCAAAGAAUGCACAGCUGUGGGCACUGAAAGGUUCAGACUGAAAAGUACCAUUCCUCUCGAUAUCAAUGAUGAAUAACAGUGUUUCACUCACAGGCAAGCGCUAGUAUCUCCUUAUGCUCGAUUUAAUCCUUGAACUGUAAGACCGCACACGUUCAAACCUCAUAGCUUGAGACGUCCAGGUUUGAUCCUGAGCCAGUUUCUCUGAGUUCUCUGAGUGUCUGCAUAGAUUUCCUCUGGGUUCUCUGGUUUUCUCCCAAAUACCAAAAACAUGGAGGGAGGUGGACUGGCUACUCUAAAUUUCCUCCAGUCCGUGUGUGUGUGUGUGAGGGCGGAGACUGUGACCAGGAUAAGGGCCUGGUCCCACAACACCGAUAACUAUACUUAUAACUACAAUUAUGACUUAUACCUCUGCCUGGAUUUAGUUCCAGUCUGGAGCAGUCACACCACAACUAUAAUCCCAACUAUAAUAUCGCUUGGUCCUGUCACUCAGGGAAAUAAAUGCAUGCAACUUAGGAAUAGUCAGGAAGUUUUUCCAAGUAGCACAUUAUUCCGAGUCACACUGUACAGCUUGGACUUCAAAACAGCACAUGGACACACCCCGGUGGUUGACAAAAUACAGAUAGGUCACAGAUUACGGAAAUAGAAUAAAAAAGGAUGCAAAAUACAUAUAUAUAUAUUAUUUACCAGCUGGGAGGUCCGUAUCGUGAAAUACCGUGACCGAGGUCUUGAAAAUACUGACCGAAGCCUCUUGUCUGAGGUCAGUAUUUUCAAGGCCGAGGUCACAGUAUUUCACGAUAUGGACCGACCUUAAGCUGGUAAAUAAUUUUUUUUUUUUCUUUACCAAAUUCUAACAGAAAAUGAGAGCGCCCGAAAGGGAAACCAUAUUUAGAACAAACCUGCUACAAGCUCGUUUUCGGCUUUCUCCUGAAAUGUUUUCUUUUAUUUCGUCUUCAUCAGGGUAGUGAAACUCCGUUUCGCUGUGAACACUGUCAUUAUCGCUAUCCAUGCUGUAAAAUUAAUGCUAUUAUACUGAGAAAUGCGAAAAUAAAUGUUGACAAAAAAUUGCUACUAUGUUUGUUGUUGUUGUGAACGAGCGAGUCGACAAAGGUCCAUAACCAGGGUCCGGAUCGUAGGAUUCCGGACCGCUUGCGAGCCAAUCAGAGCGCAUGAUUUAAUGGAAACUGGACUGCGAAAAAAAAUGAGUGGUUACGGAUUUUAAUACGGAUGCUAAUAAUUUACAGAUUGGUCACAGACGUUUCAGUAUAUUACAGAUUGGUUACCAAUUUCAUACGGAUGAUGCAUCACAGAUUUAAAAAAAAAAAAACUCAGAAGUCCAAAACAACUCAAUGUUUGGACUGCUGAAGUUCAUAAUGAAAAUAUCUUACUUGUAUUUACAUGUUUAUUAAUUUAUGAUUGAUAUUUCAUGGAAAAUAUCACAUAUCCAUGAAUAAACAAUCCAUGCUUUGGAUUAUAUUUCUUAUUUUCCGUGAAUCUGUAUUCCAUGACUUCACGAUGCAACAAAGAUCUCCUCUCCUCUCAUUAUCUCUAGCCGCUUUAUCCUGUUCUACAGGGUCGCAGGCAAGCUGGAGCCUAUCCCAGCUGACUACGGGCGAAAGGCGGGG
Neoarius graeffei (lesser salmon catfish) is the source of this 5604-nucleotide messenger RNA. RefSeq names its product GRAM domain containing 4a (gene gramd4a). The coding region runs from base 191 to 2041 and encodes 616 amino acids. The transcript is spliced from 20 exons. The record is from RefSeq and is a predicted model, not a curated record. Lineage: Eukaryota; Metazoa; Chordata; Actinopteri; Siluriformes; Ariidae. Gene Ontology annotation, biological process: negative regulation of toll-like receptor 9 signaling pathway; apoptotic process.